CCAGCGCUCCUAUCCUCUUAUCCCCUGCUCUCCUCCAUCCAACAUUCCAACGUGCUCUCCUCUCUACCGCCUCCGUCCCCAAGGCCAGAACUCUGGGGAACGCCGUGGAUCACCUAUCCAUACCACGCCACAGCUCGAGUUCCUCCUCUUAUGGCGGCGCUAAUCGCACUCUCCUCCAACUCCUCCUCAUCCGCCGCCAUUCUUGCUUCCCGAGCGCGAACUCUGAUUCCCUCCCCCACCCCUCUCUCCCCUGCAUCAUUUCCAGCCCACAUUCACCAUAAAAGGAACUUCCAUGGUGGAAUCGGAACCGGCUUCAGAAGGAGAGCACGCCGCUCCAUCAUCUCCAAUGUAGCAGCCCCCGAUAUCAGCCCCACUGAAGCAGCCAAGAAGCUGACGGACAAGGAAAGCCAGCGACCGGUGUACCCCUUCUCGGCCAUUGUCGGCCAGGACGAGAUGAAAUUAUGCCUUCUUCUCAAUGUCAUCGACCCCAAGAUCGGCGGCGUCAUGAUCAUGGGCGACCGGGGGACCGGCAAGUCCACCACCGUCCGUUCCCUGGUGGACUUGCUUCCCGAGAUCAGAGUGGUUGUCGGGGAUCCCUUCAACUCCGAUCCCGAGGACCCUGAGUCCAUGGGCAUGGAGGUCAGGGAGCGCGUCACGAAGGGGGAGGAGCUUCCCAUCACGACCACCAAGAUCACCAUGGUGGACCUCCCACUCGGCGCCACCGAAGACCGGGUCUGCGGGACCAUCGACAUCGAGAAGGCUCUCACCGAGGGUGUCAAGGCUUUCGAGCCCGGUCUUCUAGCUAAAGCUAACAGAGGAAUCCUCUAUGUUGACGAAGUUAACCUCUUGGAUGAUCACUUGGUGGAUGUGCUCUUGGACUCUGCAGCAUCCGGCUGGAACACUGUGGAGAGAGAGGGCAUCUCAAUUUCCCACCCUGCUCGAUUCAUCCUCAUUGGAUCAGGGAAUCCGGAAGAAGGCGAGCUCAGGCCACAGCUUCUUGAUAGGUUUGGAAUGCAUGCUCAGGUUGGGACAGUGAGAGAUGCAGAGCUGAGAGUUAAGAUUGUGGAGGAAAGGGCAAUGUUUGAUAGGGAUCCCAGGGGGUUCAGGGAGUCGUAUAAGGCCGAUCAGGAGAAGCUGCGGCAGCAAAUUGCAUCGGCUCGGAGCAAUCUUGCUUCUGUUCAGAUUGAUCAUGACCUCCGUGUGAACAUAUCAAAAGUGUGUGCUGAGCUGAAUGUUGAUGGGUUGAGAGGGGAUAUUGUAACCAACAGGGCUGCAAAGGCUUUGGCUUCUUUGAAGGGGAGAGACAAAGUGACGGCAGAUGAUAUUGCGACUGUGAUUCCAAACUGCUUGAGGCAUCGGCUUCGGAAGGACCCGCUGGAGUCUAUUGACUCAGGUUUGCUGGUCAUAGAGAAAUUCUACGAGGUUUUUAGCUAAACAACCUCAGCAGGUAACUACGUGAUACUUUAGUAAAAAUUUGGUGGAGUUUUUGCCUUUUCCGGCAAUUAUUCUUUGUUCUUCUCAGUUAAUUUUCUGUAAUUUUCAAGCGAAUGUAAAAUUCAGAUUUGCAUGGAUCGAGAUGAUUCUUGAAGUAUGUAGCUUUCCCUCUUUUUCUCUAAGAAAUCAGUUGUCACCUUUGUGAAUCCAAA
Messenger RNA from Elaeis guineensis (African oil palm), 1646 nucleotides. RefSeq names its product magnesium-chelatase subunit ChlI, chloroplastic. Gene Ontology annotation, biological process: chlorophyll biosynthetic process. Gene Ontology annotation, cellular component: chloroplast stroma. The record is from RefSeq and is a predicted model, not a curated record. Gene Ontology annotation, molecular function: ATP binding; magnesium chelatase activity; ATP hydrolysis activity. NCBI's taxonomy places the organism in Eukaryota, Viridiplantae, Streptophyta, Magnoliopsida, Arecales, Arecaceae.